This is a messenger RNA of Phoenix dactylifera (date palm), 3363 nucleotides long. The record is from RefSeq and is a predicted model, not a curated record. Lineage: Eukaryota; Viridiplantae; Streptophyta; Magnoliopsida; Arecales; Arecaceae.
UCAAAUUAAUGCAGCUUCAAUUAGCAUAUAAACAUAACAUCACGAGCAAUUGCCUGCCUGAGACGCAGUCAAGAAGAUCAGGCAGAUUCCUUCGCUGGUGGGGGCAAUGCGAUAUUAGACCAACAUUUCAAGAGAUAUUAGACCAGCUAAUACAGAUUAUAAUACUGCUGAGUGGGGGCACAGCCUCAGACCAUCGUUUCUCAAAAUAAAGAACGUCUGGGCUCACCAGAGUGAAUCACGGGGUCGUUGUGUUUACUUUGUGUCAACCCGAAGACUCUGUCAUUAUCGAUGCCAAGUCAUUAGCAGUUCCGCUGCGUUUACUUGGGGUCAACCCAUUGGAUCUCUCAUUUUUGUUGCUGAGACAUUACCAGUUCCUGUCUUUCCUCUCCAUUACUUGCAAUCAGUCCACAAAACAAUUUAUAGAGCACAGGAUCUUCGCAACCCCUUGCUAUCCUUUCUUGGUCAUUUUCUCUAAUGGCUCCAGCAACAUCCUACAUCCUGUUCCUCUCAAUCUUCUCAUUAGCGUUUGCACUGGAAGCAGCUCAACCAAGGCAGUCCAACAUAAGCUUAGAGACCUCCCUCCAUCCCACCAUCAACCCUACGUCAUGGCUCUCACCAAAUGGACGCUUUGCCUUCGGAUUCUACCCAGAAGGUACGGGCUUCUCCAUUGGAACAUGGCUCGUGGCAUCUCCUGAAAACAACACUGUUAUAUGGACAGCAGACCGAGAUGAGCCACCGGUGACCAAAGAUGCUGCAUUAAAGCUAACCAAUAACGGGCUCGAGCUGCUCCUACCACAAUCUGAAGCCAGAGUAAUCUCCCAGAUUUCCACAAACACCGAUGCUUCCUCUGCUUCCAUGCUCGAUUCUGGGAACCUUGUCAUCUACGACUCCAACUUUAAUGUCGUAUGGCAAACCUUUGAUCAUCCAACUGACACAAUCAUGGCAGAUCAGAUGCCGCUCGCUGGAAAUGAGCUCGUUUCCAGAAUAUCAGAAAGCAACCACUCGAGGGGGAGGUUUCAGCUCAGCAUGCAGGAUGAUGGGAACCUCGUUCUGUAUCCUGUGGCAUCAUCAGAUAGUCAAGUGGAUGCUUACUGGGCCUCCGGAACAAAUGGAAUGGGCUUCCAAAGCUUAACUCUCGAUCGUCACGGUCGGCUGUACCUGUUCAACGGCAAUGCCACAGACAAUCUAACGGACAGUCUUCCGAAGGCGACGGCACUGGUGUAUCGUGCAACGCUCGGUGUGGAUGGGAUCUUCCGGUUAGUUUCUCACGAUCUCGAGUCAAACGCAGAACGUGUUUUGGAGGAAUUCCCCAAAGUCGCAGAUCCGUGCGAGGUCAAGGGAACCUGUGGCGUGAACAGCUACUGCACUUCCGCAAAAGGACGGGUGGUAUGCUCGUGUCCGCCUGGUUUUGAUUAUCUCGAUACUAAGAGCACAUCGAGCGGAUGCAGUAGAAACAUCACGACCAUUGGUUGCUCCUUGAAUGAUGAUAACACGACAUACAUGUCCCCUCUGGAGAAUGCAACAUGGACGAGCGAUUCCUAUGCUGCAUCAUGGUCUGUGACAAGCAAGGAAGAAUGCAGUGAUGCAUGUUUGAAAGAUUGCAAUUGUGCUGCCGCUCUGCUUCAAGACGGUACGUGCAGCAAACAGGCGCUUCCGAUGAGAUAUGGGAGGACAGACAGCACUGCCACAACAUUCAUCAAGCUGGUUAACCUGAGCGCUGGAGGAAGGCCGGAUAGCAGCCAUGGAGAUAGAGGCCCGGCUGCAGCUCCCGUUACUGCUACAAAGCAAAAGUUUAGCGCCACGAUUUUAUUCGUGUCCGUGGCUAUUGCUGCUGGUAUAGUUUCUACCUUGGCUGCUUUUAUAUUCUUUUUUUACAGGCAUCGAGCUGGAAGGUACAGAAGGAUGGGGAGAAAUAGAGAGCCAGCUCUGGUGGACGAAAUAGCACCCAGAUGUUUUUCCUACCAUGAGCUGAGGGAAGCGACCCAGGGUUCCAAGGAAGAGCUCGGCAAGGGUGCCUUCGGAACUGUCUUUAAGGGGACCUUGCCUAGCGGUGAAAGAGCCAUUGCUGUAAAAAAACUUGAGAAGGUGGUGGAUGAGGGAGAAAGGGAGUUCCGAAGAGAGAUGAGGACAAUCGGAAGAACUCACCAUAAGAACUUGGUGAGACUGCUCGGCUUCUGUGAUGAAGGUGCUAACAGGCUCCUAGUCUAUGAAUACAUGAGCAAUGGAUCGCUUGCAGACCUUAUCUUUAAGGCUGACAGGCACCCAGAUUGGGAUGAGCGCGUGAGGAUUGCGUUGGAUAUCGCUAAAGGGAUCCAUUAUCUGCAUGAGGAUUGCGAAACCCGUAUCAUACAUUGCGACAUAAAACCUGAAAAUAUACUGAUGGACGAUAAUUGGACAGCGAAGAUAUCAGAUUUUGGGUUAGCAAAGUUGUUGAUGCCGAGUCAGACAAGAACAUUCACAGGCAUUAGAGGGACAAGGGGGUACCUUGCACCAGAAUGGCACAAGAAUGCGCCGAUAUCGGUGAAGGCAGAUGUUUACAGCUUUGGCAUCGUAUUGCUCGAAAUCGUAUGCUGCAGGAGAAAUAUGGAAUUGGAAGCUGAAGAAGAUGCAAUUAUUCUUCUGGACUGGGUGCAUGACUGCUUUAUGAAUGGAGAGUUGGAGAUGCUUGUGCCUGAUGAAGUGGAUACGACAGAGUUGAAUAGGCUUGUGAAAGUGGGGCUCUGGUGCAUUCAGUCAGAACCAGGUUCUCGUCCUAGCAUGAAGAAUGUGGUGAUGAUGCUGGAAGGGAACGUCGGCAUACCCCUUCCCCCACCACCUGGAUUUAGUUCCUGACCUGCAAGUGUACCCAAGCCUGUCCAAAUUAAGUGUCCCCAAAUAGCUAUGGUGAUUUGUCCAUUCAAAAAAGAUAGGUAUGGUGAUUUCUAUUUCGAAUAAAACAAGUUGCACUCUUUGCAUUUUUAUGCGAGUAUAUCUGUCAUUUUGUAUGUUUUUGAAUUUAUGGGAACCUAAUGAUGCAGUAUGCAAUCUUUGUAUUUCCAAUAACCAUCUUGCUUUAUGUAAAAGAUGAAUAGUCGUUUCCAUGUAAAUCACCUUUCAAGCACUUUACAAUCUUAUUCUUUUCAUGGAAGAUUUUCUAAGACACAGCAUGUGUGAAGUGUGAUUAUGCAAGGCCUCUCUUCAUUAUGAGACUCUCCGUAGUUUCCUGAAAUUUUCAUUGUCGUCUCCUGAUCAGGAUCGUGUCCUGCGAGGCCCCAAAGGUAGAUCAUAGAUAACCACUAUCCUUCCUCAUCAAUUGAAGCCAUCCUCAAGUGAGAUGGGCUUUAGUGCAUCAAUUAGUGCUCGAUAGAAACUCCUCCAUUGGGU